Messenger RNA from Penicillium angulare, 1557 nucleotides. RefSeq names its product cytochrome P450. The record is from RefSeq and is a predicted model, not a curated record. Gene Ontology annotation, molecular function: monooxygenase activity; heme binding; iron ion binding. Gene Ontology annotation, biological process: ergosterol biosynthetic process. The transcript has 4 exons. Lineage: Eukaryota; Fungi; Ascomycota; Eurotiomycetes; Eurotiales; Aspergillaceae. The coding region runs from base 1 to 1557 and encodes 518 amino acids.
AUGGAACUUGUCGUUCAACUGGCUUUUAGCCAGAUCCUGCAUAUCACCUUCUAUGCAAUUGCCAUCAUCUCGCUCGCGGUCUUUGCCAAUGUAGUCAAUCAAAAGGUAUUCUACCGACGCAAUGAGCCUCCAGUGGUAUUUCACUGGUUUCCUAUUAUUGGAAGUACAGUCAGAUAUGGCAUGGACCCUUACAAGUUCUUCUUUGAAUGCCGGGAAAAGCACGGCGACAUCUUCACAUUUAUCCUGCUAGGAAAGAAGACUACUGUCUAUCUUGGAAUCGACGGCAAUGAGUUCAUUCUCAACGGAAAACUUAGGGAUGUGAAUGCCGAAGAGGUAUACGGCAAGUUGACCACCCCGAUUUUUGGGACAGGUGUGGUUUACGACUGCCCAAACUCCAAAUUAAUGGAGCAAAAGAAGUUCGUCAAGUUCGGUCUGAGCCAAGAAGCCCUAGAAUCUUACGUGCCCCUUAUCCAAGAAGAAGUUGAACAAUACAUCAAAACAUCCGGCAAAUUCAAAGGCCAAUCCGAUAUCAUCGAUUUCGCUUCUGCAAUGGCCGAGAUCACCAUCUUCACAGCCGGUCGAACACUACAAGGCGACGAAGUCCGUGGAAAGCUAACCUCCGAAUUUGCCGACCUAUACCACGAUCUCGAUCUUGGCUUCUCACCUAUCAACUUCAUGCUCCCCUGGGUACCCCUUCCACGCAACCGCAAAAGAGACGCUGCACACACACGCAUGCGCGAAAUCUACCUAGACAUCAUCAAAGAUCGCCGCCAACAAGCCUCCAGCGGCAACCCCUCCCAAGCCAAAGAUAUGAUCGCCAACCUGAUGGCCUGCAUCUACCGCGAUGGGAACCCAAUCCCAGAUAAAGAGAUUGCACACAUGAUGAUCACUCUCUUAAUGGCGGGACAGCACUCCUCGUCUGCGAUUAGUUGCUGGAUUAUGUUGCGACUUGCCUCGCAGCCUGAAGUGGCAGAGGAACUCUACAAGGAGCAGACUGAUGCCCUUGGCUCUGAUAAAGUCCCACUCCGACCACUGCAGUACUCUGAUAUGGACAAGAUGCCCCUGUUAGCAAACGCGAUCAAGGAAACUCUUCGCAUUCACACAUCAAUCCAUACCAUCAUGCGGAAAGUCAAGAAUCCCCUCCCUAUUGCUGGGACAGACUAUGUUGUUCCAACAAGUCAUACACUUCUGUCUUCUCCUGGUGUUACGGCGCGUGAUGAGCGUUAUUUCCGGAAUGCCAUGGUUUGGGACCCGCAUCGGUGGGAGUCUCGUGUUGAGCUCGAAGAUGAGACAGAAACGAUUGACUAUGGGUACGGUGCUGUGUCUAAGGGAACUAAGAGCCCUUACUUACCCUUUGGGGCAGGAAGACACCGUUGUAUCGGUGAAAAGUUUGCUUAUUUGAAUCUUGCUGUUAUUGUUGCGACCCUUGUGAGGGAGUUUCGCUUUUACAACCUUGAGGACCGGGUUGGAGUUCCAGAAACAGAUUAUUCGUCCAUGUUUUCGAGACCGAUGCAGCCUGCGACAGCUCGAUGGGAGCGUCGGAAUGAGAGUUUGUAG